GUACGACCUCGGCUCUCUUUUUUCUUUGAGGCGUAUUAUUGUAGGUUCCCUCUGUCGAUAUAAGGAUAGUUUUUACAGUCAGAAUCAAAACCUAAUUCAUUUACAAUACCUGUCUCCCGAGGAUCACAACAUAAUGACAUUGGAACAGUAAAAAGACUACGCAGGGUUUGCACUUCAAUCACAGCUGCUCCAUAAAGAAAAGAAACUUACAGAAACCACCAAGAGAGCCGGUGAUUUAUAUCCAGUCGGAUACAAUAUAGCUGAAGAUGACUUUCUUGCUUAAACAAGGAGGGAAAAAAUGAACUCAUAUGUAUGAUGUAAAUAGACUUAACCAUGGGUGGCUGUGGUUUACUAUAAAUAUUCAAUUCAUUAUGGCUGCGGAGACGUACGGCUCCUACUGCGUGCCGGUGUUCUCGCCCCUGUCUGUCACCCGCUCGUGUUUGUCAUAAGCCAGAACCCUCUUUAUUGUCCCCCCACACACACACACAUCUUUUUCACAGAUCCAGGAAUCAACACAUUUGGGAAUUUCCAUCGGAGCUCGGGACCUCUUAACGGCGAAGAUCUCAUUGAGGGAGGCUUUUCAGCAAUGGAAAAAACCAUAGGCCUGCGAGUUUGGAUCCCGUGAUGCAUUGCUGCUUGAAGUUGCAUCUGCUCUUCUCUUUCAUCUCUCCUCUUGUUAACUGGGAGCUGUCACAUUAGGAGGCUUCUGCAGAGCUCCUGAAGCCAACUUAGCAGAGAGUGCUCUACUGAAAGCUUUCUGAAGUCGCUCCUGAAGGACGAUGCAUAACCUCCUGAGAUUAACUCAACGGCAAAAAUUAAAACGAUAGCGGUUCCUUCACUUCUGCCGCUUGCUGAUGGACCAGAAGAACGUGAACCUGCCUGCCUGGUUUCAGUAGCCUUUUCCUCAUUUGUUAAGGUGUGCCGAUGUUAUCCGUACAACCCAAGGGGAAGCAGAAGGGCUGUGCUGGCUGCAACCGGAAGAUCAAGGACCGGUACCUGCUGAAGGCCCUGGAUAAGUACUGGCACGAAGACUGCCUGAAGUGCGCCUGCUGCGACUGUCGUCUUGGAGAGGUUGGAUCAACCCUUUACACAAAAGCAAAUCUCAUCCUUUGCCGCAGAGAUUACCUGAGGCUCUUCGGUACCACCGGGAAUUGCGCUGCCUGCAGUAAGCUGAUCCCUGCCUUUGAGAUGGUGAUGAGGGCCAGAGAUAAUGUUUACCAUUUGGACUGCUUCGCCUGUCAGCUCUGCAACCAGCGGUUCUGCGUGGGGGACAAGUUUUUCCUGAAGAACAACAUGAUCUUGUGUCAGAUGGACUAUGAGGAAGGGCAGCUGAACGGGAGCUUCGAGUCCCAGGUUCAAUAGCGAUCCCUGCUUCGCUGGAGCACUGUGGAUGGGCGCCCGGCCGCGCCAGCAGCCAGCCGUCUGUCAGCUUGCCUGCAAUAUUUUUUUAAUUCUGGUCCAGAGAGGACUAUAUACAUUGUAGUACUUUCCCCCCACCCCCCCAACACAAAGCAGUUACAAUUUUAGAUGUACAGUUGUGCCUGCUUAGCUGAGCACUGCAUUGCCUGUAUGUUUGUGAGUUUCCAGGGUCUGGGGGAGGGCUCUGUACAGUCUGUUUUCUGUAUAUAAACUGGAACAUUUAUUUUAUGAAAAAUGUAAUGCAAUUUUAUUACUGGUGUGAAUUAAAAAUUAUGAAUGUUUCCUGGUCA
Messenger RNA from Gallus gallus (chicken), 1709 nucleotides. RefSeq names its product LIM domain only 1 (rhombotin 1) (gene LIMO1). NCBI's taxonomy places the organism in Eukaryota, Metazoa, Chordata, Aves, Galliformes, Phasianidae. Gene Ontology annotation, cellular component: nucleus. The record is from RefSeq and is a predicted model, not a curated record. The coding region runs from base 925 to 1362 and encodes 145 amino acids. Gene Ontology annotation, molecular function: transcription coactivator activity; DNA-binding transcription factor binding. The transcript is spliced from 6 exons. Gene Ontology annotation, biological process: positive regulation of transcription by RNA polymerase II.